GGAGCGAUGAAUUUAAUUCUACAACACGCUGCUAGAUCGGAAAAAAUACUGUCUAAAUCAUUUCCGUUAUUAUUUAUAUGAUCGGAUAAUAACACGCAUAUGUCAAAUCAAAUUAAUUAAAGGUCAUCGGAUCAAUCUGAAAAUCUCAGGACGAAAACAUAGUCAAGUUCGGAAAUUAAGGAGUUCAUUAAAUAAUAUGUACAUAUUAAUACGCAAAAAUGUAAAGUAGCUCGCACCAGGAGGUUUAUAAAAAAAAUAAUAUAAACAGAUGGAACAUAUUAGUUAAGAAAAAAAAAAAACAACCAAAUAAUCUAUAUAAAUAUAUACAUAUAUAAAACGUCUUAGGUAAACAAUAACUACACAUUCAAGAAAUAUAAAAAACAAGUAAAAUUUGUAUGGUAAUAUCAUGCCAAUCGUUAACAUUAUAAAAAAGGCAUCCAGCCUUAUCUUAGGUGAUGACAAAUUUGAUGAAAAAAUCGAUAUCGUGUAUGAAGACAACGAAAUAUUGUUUUGCAAAAACAAUGUUUGCAUACAUCCACCUACAGUGGCACGACAAGAAUCCGAUAUACUGCACUACCCGGGUUAUUUAACUGUGACUACGAAAACUUUUGUAGAUCAGUAUAAUAAUGCCAAAAGGCCAACGUUAUUACUUACUUGGAUACCAAAUUCAUCACUAUGUAAAUGUUCGUCAAGUGAUGAGAAUUGUACACUAUUUUACACAGGGGCACUGCCUUUGUCGGCACAUUCCUCGUCGAAAGAUUUCAAACUGCCGGAAGCAGUGCAUGGCUUAACUUGUAAUGGUAGGCCUAAAGAAGAUGGCUGUGGUCUGAAGUUGACAGAAAAGGACAAUAUUAUUGAUUCAAAUAAGGAAGAUGAAAAUGCAGCCGAUAUGCAGGAAUUAAAAAAUGAAUUGCAACCCUUGCUGGGUGGUGAUACAGCAUCAAUUGAUGAUUUAGAGGCUUUGCUAAAAAAGAAUCUUAUAACAUCGGUGAAUAUUACUAUUUCAAAUCCACAAAUCGAAAACACUAAUAUACCUCAAUCUUAUAAUUGUAUUGUGGUAACUGAUCGAGAUAAAAUGCAAAUAAAUUCUGAUGGUUCUGUAUCGGAUGAUAAUAAUCCAAAUUGGAUGACGCCAGAACUAUUAGCUUUCAAACACAAUCUUGCAUUUCCAGACAGUGCUACUGCUACACCUACAAUCAGACGCAAAGCUGUAAUGAAAUGUCGCCGUUUUUCAGUAGAUCUCAGUCAAAUGCGUUCACUACGUCUUUUCUUUAAUGAUGACUAUUGUACAUCAGGCCAGUUAGUUAUUGCUUCGCGCGAAUCUCAAUAUAAAAUAUUACAUUUUCAUUAUGGAGGUCUAGAUCAUUUAGCUCAAGUAUUACAUCAAUGGCAUUGUUUUCUGCACAAUAUAACACUUGCACCCGGACAAGAGAAACAAAAUUUGCCCUAUCGUCAAUUUAUGGUGUGCCGUCCUGAAGUUAAAAAGACUGAACUGCAUCCAGACGAAGGCAAUGUUAAAAAAAUUACGACGAACUUCUUCUACGGCACCCUAUUAAAUGAAAAAGGACAAAUCGAUGACGACUUAUUAUUACGUAAAUGUGUAUUCUUUGGUGGACUUGAGAAAAGUUUACGAAAAACUGUAUGGCCUUUUUUGUUAAAGUGUUAUUCGUUUUCCUCGACGUUUGAGGAUCGCGCUGUUUUAGUGGAUAUUAAACGACAAGAAUAUGAAGAAAUAACGCGCAGACGUUUGUAUUCGAUGUCGCCAGAAGAACAAAUACACUUUUGGAAAACAGUACAAAAUGUAGUAGAAAAGGAUGUUGUUCGAACGGAUCGUUCAAAUCCAUUUUUUUGUGGUGAUGAUAAUCCAAAUACAGAAAUAAUGAAAAAUAUUUUAUUAAAUUAUGCUUUUUAUAAUACGGGAAUAUCUUAUUCACAAGGCAUGAGUGAUUUAUUGGCGCCUGUACUUUGCGAGGUACAAAAUGAAUCUGAAACAUUUUGGUGUUUUGUGGGCCUUAUGCAACGCGCUUUUUUUGUAUGCACACCAACUGACAAUGAUAUCGAUCGCAAUCUUAGAUAUUUGCGAGAGCUUAUACGUAUUAUGUUACCUCGGUUUUAUGAACACUUAAAGAAACAUAACGAUGCUAUGGAACUUUUAUUUUGUCAUCGUUGGCUGCUCUUAUGUUUUAAGCGUGAAUUCACGGAAGCUGUUGUUAUACGCAUGUGGGAAGCUUGUUGGACCAACUAUUUAACUGAUUACUUUCAUCUUUUUCUAUGUUUGGCUAUAAUUGCUGUUUAUGCAGAUGACGUUGUUGCGCAAAAUUUACGUGCUGAUGAAAUGUUGCUGCAUUUUAGCUCAUUAGCAAUGUAUAUGGACGGGCAGCUAAUUCUACGUAAGGCACGUGGACUUUUGUAUCAAUAUAGACAAUUAUCAAAAAUACCAUGCACUCUCAGUGGUUUAUGCAAACGUUGUGGACCGGGCAUGUGGGAUUCGGAGCACCGUCCAGCACUGGAAUGUGUUGGACAUACUGAUGAUGAGAAAUGUAUUUUAUCUAUAGAUUAAUGCAGCAAACUUUUUAUGAAUUGUAGAAUAUAUUUAUUUCUUAUUAUAUACCCUGAAAACAACUUGCUUA
This is a messenger RNA of Teleopsis dalmanni, 2630 nucleotides long. RefSeq names its product TBC1 domain family member 16 (gene TBC1D16). NCBI's taxonomy places the organism in Eukaryota, Metazoa, Arthropoda, Insecta, Diptera, Diopsidae. Gene Ontology annotation, molecular function: GTPase activator activity. The coding region runs from base 407 to 2560 and encodes 717 amino acids. The transcript has 4 exons. Gene Ontology annotation, biological process: activation of GTPase activity. The record is from RefSeq and is a predicted model, not a curated record. Gene Ontology annotation, cellular component: early endosome.